Trypanosoma brucei brucei TREU927 is the source of this 3654-nucleotide messenger RNA. RefSeq lists its product as hypothetical. The record is from RefSeq and is a predicted model, not a curated record. Gene Ontology annotation, biological process: actin filament polymerization; endosome fission; endosome organization. NCBI's taxonomy places the organism in Eukaryota, Euglenozoa, Kinetoplastea, Trypanosomatida, Trypanosomatidae. The coding region runs from base 1 to 3654 and encodes 1217 amino acids. The transcript has a single exon. Gene Ontology annotation, cellular component: endosome; WASH complex.
AUGAGCCAACAAAAGGGGAAGAAACAUCGCUCGGACUUUCUCGAUGACGACUGUGGUCAGAGUGCAUUGCAGCUCGCAGCACGUGGUAGUGCAAUCAUCGUGGAGUUGCUUCGCCUUUCGCAACACAUACCACGGGAGUUUGUGCAUCCAGAGGAGUCGGAAUACGCGGCGAUCAUAAGUGACUUCUCCUACUUCAAGGCAACAGAGGCAUUCGAGGAGAACAUUUCUAAAUCUGAGGUGCUACUUCAGAGGGAUGAGGUCUUCGGCAAUACCCAUGUGGAGUUUCUUGACCGCUGCUUCAAGUUGUUUCGCGGUGUAUUUGGUUACGUAGUGGAACUCAACCGAUUCGUGGAGGAAAUACUCGAUGGUAUGUACGUCUCACACACUAUUGAGUCCAUCUUGGCAGAUAUCGAUGGCAAGCAAAUUCUUUGUGAAAUAUAUCACCUCUACGGAGUUAUGCUACUACUGCUUGACCACAGAUUUGGUGGGAAAAUACGGGAGUAUAUUCUCGUUAGUUACAUACGCUAUAAGGGGACUAGUGAGCCGAACAUGAUGGAUGUGACGAGUUUGUGCCGCACAACCGGGUACCGUUGCGACUCAGCAAAUGGGCUACCGCCGAAUUACCCAUUAUCAUACUUCAAUCGCGUUCCAGUUGACAAAAAGGUCGUUGGAACCAUUAUUGGUCGUAUUCGAUCCGAUGACAUUUAUCAGAUGUCGUACAACUUUCCGGUGCCCGAGCACCGUAGCGCUGCUUUGUCUUUACAAGGAGCUGUGUUGUACGUGCUUCUUUUUUUCAAACCUGAGAUACUCCAACAUGAGGGGCCCGUUAUGCGUGAAAUUGUGGACAAACACUUCGCUGAUAAUUGGAUCAUUAAUUACUACAUGGGAUUCACCGUGGACCUUAUGGUGGCAUGGCGUGAGUUCCCAGCCGCGAGGAAUGCCAUCAGUGGCACUGUGACUUUGGAAAACAUUGGAUAUUAUAUGACGCGGCAACGGCAGAGCAUGUCGAGCGUGUACGAUUCAAUCGAGGAGGUUCUCCGCCAAGGAGUUCUCACCGAGCAGUACGUGUUGGACAAUAUUCAUUCCACAUUGCUUCCACUCAUUCGCGAGGCGAAUGUUGUGCUGCGUUGGUUUGUGCUACACACACACCGACUUGAUGGCCGCAAUUUCUAUCAUGAGAAAAGUAGACAAAUUUACGAAAUGAUUGCUGGGUGCGUAAGGGACGAUGAUAUCAUCAUGUUGCUUCUGCGCACAGCUCAGCUAGAGUUUACUCUGCGAGCCAUGUUUGCGAACCUGUUGAAGCAGAAAAGAGCCCGCUGGGAAUCCUCCCGACAGGAGGGGGCAAUGAAAAUGGCCAAAUUGUCCACUUUUUUCUCGGGAAAGCACGUUUUGAGUGAUGACAUGUGCGACCCGCAGCUGGAGGCGUGGUUUAUGGAGAUAUCGCAAAGAAUCGAGGGUUUGGAAUAUGCUAACAGUACCAUUGCCAGCAGGAAGAUUCAAAAACUGAUAAAGGCUUUGGAAAAUGUGCAAGAGUUUCAUCAGGUUGAUAGCAACUUACAGGUGAUUCAAUUUGUACAAGACACUCGUUUCCUUCUACUCCAAAUGAUACGUUACAUCAAUAUUGAGAAUAAAGUUCUUAUUACCAUUGCCACUGUUGGGGAUGUCUCCUACGCCUGGGAGAGUAUGGCAUACUACAACAAUUAUGUAAUUGCAAUGCAGUUGAAGAUUAAGCAGAAACCUGAUCUUGCAGUGCAGAUGCGCGCAGUUUUCAUGAAACUGGCGUCGCUGCUCGAGCUGCCAUGCAAUCGGAUCGAUCAAGGAGCGCAGAAUGAUGCACGCCUUCUAGUAGCCCUUGAAAGCACCUCUGAGUAUUACUCUGGGGAGUUGGUGGCCUUUGCUCGACGAGUUCUGCACAUUAUCCCUACUUCCAUUUUCAGUAUUCUCCGACAGGUUAUGGACAUUCUUACCAACCACCUACAUGAGUGCCCAACGAAACUGGCAAGGAAAGAAAUGAAGGGGCAAAGUCAACUGAACGUGCGGAAAGCACUUUCGACUCACACAGCUGACAUUGUGAAAUACGCAAGCGGCAUUUUGGCGAUGGAAAGUACACUUGUCGGGAUUAUCCAGGUGGAUCCUCAUCAGCUUCUUGAAGAUGGCAUAAGGAAGGAACUUCUUCAACAAAUAACGAUGGAAUUACACAACUCACUUCUCUUCGACGCGAAAAAACCGCCUUCGGCCGCCUCCUUUAAUGAGGGGCUUGCUCGGCUCGCUCAAAAGUUGAACGGCAUUCGCGCCUCCUUCGAGUACAUUCAGGAUUAUGUAAAUGUACACGGUCUUAGGAUUUGGUUGGAAGAGUUCUCACGGAUUGUGAACUUUAACGUGGAGAUGGAGUGUAAUGCGUUUUUACAAAAGAAGUUAUAUCCAUGGGAAUCACAGUAUCAGUCGGAGAGUAUUCCCAUCCCUUACUUCGAGCCAACACCUGGUCGAUCAACAUACAGUUUUCUUGGAGGAAUUUCGCAGCAUCUCAUUGCCAUCACUGACCCCUCACACGCCCUUUUCCUCAAGUCAUAUGGGGCUUGGUUCGAACGCAACUCACUCGAGGAAGUUGUUGGCUCACGAACCUUUGCUAGCAUAGGAGAAGCCAUCGGUUCCAUGGGGCUCGUUGCACUUGACAGGAUGUUGUGUUUCAUUAUUGCGAAGAACCUACAACAAUUGCUGAAGACCAUUCGGGCCACUUUAGAGCCGUUGGAAGAAACGGUUAUGAACCUGGCGGAGGAACUUUGUUCCAGUAGCCAUGACCCUAGGAAGCUUAUUGAAAUUUACGAAAAACUGAUGAAGUUGAUCAAUAGCAGUGGCGGUGAGGGUAGUGUCCCCCUGGAGACGAAGGAAUACAACAAUCGCGUUGUGAUUAAGGACCACCUGGCCGAGGUGACAAAACUUAUGGUGCUCGUUGGAAGGAUCCAGAUCAUGCGUGUGAUGAUUGCGCACGAGCUCCGUUCGUUUUGUAAACUUAAUAGCGGCUCGCUCUUUGCUGCCUUAUCUACGGUUAAUGAAGCUCUGCUGACAGACCUGCAGCAUCACUAUCAUAGUCCCGAUUCCCAUCCGAUGCCUGGUGAAAUUAUAAACGCUGUUUCGCCUUUUCUGGACUGUGCUGGUAUAAGUGACGCUUUGACGAAAGUGUACGUUACAUCCAAACCAAUCCCAUCGUUUGUGUUUUACCUGAUUGCUCUCACAUUACGAAACAUACCGCGAAUGCGUUACGAUGAUAAACUCGCCUCCAUGGUGCCGUCAGAACUCAAGUACCUGCUGGAUCCUGAGGCCCUCGUCAUUGCUCUUGCUUUACUCCUGAAACAAUUUCAUUCAGAUCAGCUGGUUCUGUUUUUGAACCACCUUUCCCGCGUGGUAUGUGCUGUCGUCCGAAACUUUUACGAAGAUUCGCAGCAACAACAACAACAGAAACAAAAGCAAAAGAAGAAGGAUAGUGGUCCACAACAAAGGCUGGAUGAUAUCCUGCCCGAAGACGCCGAGAAAAUAGUGCACGUAAUUCACGGAGUGGCAGAAGCCACAGGGGCCCCCACCUUAGAUCUUCACCGCAUGUUUCCGGCCCCGCUCUCUGGAGAUUUUCGGUUGCCCGUUACUAAAGGAAAAGGCUGA